AAUUAUUCAAUCAGUGCAGCGCGAGUGUCUUAUUGACUACAAACCAGUUACUAUAAAUCCAUUCAAAAUUUGAGAUGCCAUUUCCUAAAUUCCUUUCAGAUUUAACAUAAACUCUGGGAGAAAUUGGAGAACUGAUGGAUGCAAGGCCUUUGGCUCACGAAGCUAAAUGCCCUCACUUGAAUGAUACCCCAGAUGUUAGCAGCCACGCGCGUAUAUGUGACCUACCUGAUGAAAUUCUUCUGCGUAUCCUGGGUCUUCUGUCAUUAAAAGAAGUUGUUCGAACAAGUCUGUUGUCGAAAAGGUGGGAGUAUCUGUGGACGUCAAUUUCUAGUCUUGUCUUCAGAGAAGAUGAAAGCAACAGGAGGUUCAUGAACUUUGUGGACAGAGCAUUGUUACUUGGCCAGUCCACUCCUUUGAAAUUAUUUUCUCUUAAUUAUGUGAUUGAUGGUGAUGAAUAUGUCAGUGGUGAUGAGUCUCGUAUAAAUUCGUGGAUUACUGCCGCAAUAAGGCGCAAUGUUCAGAAGCUUCAAUUGCACCUUGGAAUAGAACAUCUUUCUUUUAAUUACAGUUUACCUAGUUGUAUAUUCAGAUGUGAGACGCUGACAGAAUUGCAUCUGUUAUUGAAUGGUACCCUCAGACUUCCUUCUUCGGUACGUCUCAAGAAUCUGAGGGUCUUAGCUCUUGAGUAUCUUCAUUUUGCGGAUGAUAGGUCGAUGGAGCAGCUGUUUUCAUGCCCUUCCCUUGAGAUGUUGUCCCUGGAAUAUUGCAUUUGGCCGGAGGAUAUGACUUUGCAUAUUUCUGCUCCUAACCUUUUGAGCUUGUCCAUAGUCGAACGCGACUCUUUUCUAGAUAUCGGAAGUCACUCUCACAUCAAGAUCCUUGGCUCCUGUAUGAAGUCCUUUGACUAUUAUGGUGAACUUUUGGAUGAUUAUGACAUAUCUGGCUCACCCUCUUUGGAAGAGGUAAUCAUCAAUUUGUUUCAUCCAUCCAACGUAGAGAGAAAACCAGAUCAAUGUGCCCAGCAUGCAUAUAAGCUUUUGAAGGAUCUUUCUCAUGUUAAACUCCUGACUUUAGCUGAGGACAUUCUUGAGGACUUGGAUGAAAAUAGGGGGAUUCUCGAUCUUGACUCCAUCCCCAUCUUUGGUUAUCUUACCAAAUUGAAAUUCACAACUCGCAACGUGGACCUAGAUUCUGAAGCAUUUCAGGUUUUGCUCAGCAAAUGCACAAUUCUAAGGAGUCUAGAGUUUGAAGCGGGUGUUUCCAUCGAGUCUGUAACGGCCGGAGGGAUAUUGGAUCCGGCACCUCAGUGUUUUCUGAAGUCACUGAAGGAGAUCACAAUUGGUUACUUCGAGGCGGCUGAUUAUGAACUCCUGGCUGUAACGAUUUUGCUCGGGGCUGCUGCGGUUCUGGAGGAACUAGUUAUACAUUGCACAGAGCAGUGUUCCAAGAAUUUCCAUGGGGACUCGAUGGAAGCAUUGCUGGCACUCCCGAGGGCUUCAAGUAGAUGUGCAAUUCGCUUUUUGCCAUGUGAAAUGCAGUUGGAGGAAUAGCUUUCUCUGGUAACUUUUGUCGAUCGCAAUUGGAUGUGUAGGUUCCUUCUUUGUUUCGCUGGAAUGAACAGCUCUCUGUGACAUCCAUAAUUACAGUCGUAUUUGGAGAUUUAUGUUCUUGAGAAUGAAUUGCUGGCUUU
Molecule: messenger RNA, 1690 nt
Organism: Rhodamnia argentea
Lineage: Eukaryota; Viridiplantae; Streptophyta; Magnoliopsida; Myrtales; Myrtaceae
Product: F-box/LRR-repeat protein At3g26922-like
Exons: 3
Coding region: 135-1550 (471 amino acids)
Molecular function (GO): protein binding
Source: RefSeq, a predicted model, not a curated record